Molecule: messenger RNA, 3107 nt
Organism: Zingiber officinale
Lineage: Eukaryota; Viridiplantae; Streptophyta; Magnoliopsida; Zingiberales; Zingiberaceae
Product: pentatricopeptide repeat-containing protein At1g25360-like
Exons: 2
Coding region: 3-2408 (801 amino acids)
Biological process (GO): RNA modification
Molecular function (GO): protein binding; RNA binding; zinc ion binding
Source: RefSeq, a predicted model, not a curated record
GGAUGAGAGAACAUGUCUCCUCUCUGUCCCUCGAUCUGCCCAGCGUCGCCCACCGCUACGCCACCCUCCUCGAACGCCUGGCUGCCGCUUCCGGACGGGCUACUCUGCUCCGUCGCCUCCGCGCCGUGCACUCUCACUUCCUCGCCUCUGGAUUUAGACCCCGAGCGCACAUCCUCAACCGCCUCAUCGACCUCUACUCCAAGUUCGGCGACCUUCCCUCCGCCCGCCGCCUCUUCGACGCCACCUCCUCCCGAAGAAGCGAUUCUAUCGCCGCCACCUCCCUCAUCACCGCCUACUCGGCCGAUGGCCUCCACGACGCCGCCCGCCAGAUUUUCGAGAGCACACCGUUGGCCUCUCGUGACACUGUUUUCUAUAACGCGAUGAUCACCGGCUACUCUCGCGCCUCCGACGGCCACGCGGCUAUUUCUGUCUACCGUCGUAUGAUGACCGAUGGCGUCCCCUGCGACAGCUAUACAUUCACGAGCGUUCUCAGUGCUGCAGCGGCUGUACUUCCUCUUGAGCUCACACAGUGCCGACAGAUCCAUUGCGCUGUGGAGAAGUCAGGAACUGGAAUAGCAAUCUCCGUAUCGAACGCUCUCAUCGCGCUGUAUACCAAGUGCGAGGCUGCGGAGGCUGCAGUGUACGCUCGGAAAGUGUUCGAUCUAAUGCUUGGCAGGGAUGAGCUGUCCUGGACCUCGAUGGUGGUUGGCUAUGUUAGGAGAGGUGACAUCAUUGAGGCUCGUCGGGUCUUUGAUGCAAUGGAGCAAAGAUUUGAUGUGGUAUGGAAUGCGAUGAUUUCAGGGUAUGUCCAUCACGGGCUUUUUGCUGAAGCCCUUGAGAUGUUUAGGAACAUGCACUCGAUAGGCAUCCCUAUGGAUGAAUUUUCUUACACUAGCGUCCUCAGUGCUUGUACAAAUGCAGGCCUCUUCGGGCACGGCAAGGCUGUUCAUGCCCACAUCAUCCGUUCAGGGCCAGAUUUUGAUCCAGAAUCUGCAUUGCCUGUUGAGAACAUGUUAGUCACUCUCUAUUCAAAAGAUGGAAAAGUCAAUGUUGCAAAAAGGAUCUUCAAUGACAUUCGGAAAAAGGACAUUGUUUCCUGGAAUGCCAUGUUGUCAGGGUAUCUGAACAAUGGGUGCGUUCGUGAUGCGGUUUAUAUGUUCAAGGAAAUGCCACAGAAGAAUCAAUUGACGUGGAUGGUCAUGAUCUCGGGCUACUUGCAUAAUGGUCUUGCAGAGGAAUGUUUAAAACUUUUCAGUCACAUGAUGGACAAGUGUGUCAAACCGUGCGACUAUACUUUUGCGGGAGCUAUUGCUGCUUGUGGCAAUUUAGGGGCACUUGAGCAUGGAAGGCAGCUCCAUGCUCAGCUGAUCCAAUAUGGCUACGAGUCGGGCAACUCAGCAGGAAAUGCAUUGUUGACAAUGUAUGCAAAAUGUGGUUCGAUGGAGGCAGCACAUCUAGCUUUUCUUUUGAUGCCGAAUGUUGAUUUUGUGUCUUGGAAUGCAAUGAUAGCAGCCCUUGGUCAGCAUGGGUAUGGAAGAGAAGCAAUUGAUCUCUUUGACCGGAUGAUUGACGAUGGCAUGAUGCCAGACCGGAUAUCUUUUCUCACAGUCCUGUCAGCCUGCAGCCAUUCAGGUUUAGUCGAGGAAGGAUUCCGAUAUUUUGAAUCCAUGGAACGCCAAUAUGGUAUUAGCCCAGGGGAAGAUCAUUAUGCCAGAUUGAUCGAUUUGCUUGGUCGAGCUGGUCGAAUUUCUGAAGCUUGGAAUGUCAUCCAAACAAUGCCUUCGGUACCUGGUCCAGCUAUUUGGGAGGCUGUUCUCUCUGGGUGCCGUAUUCAUGGUGAUAUGUCUCUUGGGAUACAUGCUGCAGAGCAGCUUUUGAAGGUGAUUCCGCAACAGGAUGGGACAUAUGUCCUCUUGUCUCAUAUCUACGCAGCUGUCGGCCAGUGGGCCGAAGUGGCUAAAGUAAGAAAACUGAUGAAGGAUAGAGGAGUAAAAAAGGAACCUGGAUGCAGCUGGAUUGAAGUUGCCAAUAAGGUUCAUGUGUUCCUUGUGAAUGAUACAACACAUCCUGAUGGACAACAUGUUUACAAGUUCCUUGAGAUUCUAAGUGUCAAGAUGCGAAAACUGGGUUACGUGCCAGAUACCAAGUUUGUGUUGCAUGACGUUGAGACUGAGCAAAAAGAGUAUGUCUUGUCUACCCAUAGUGAGAAAUUGGCCGUUGCAUAUGGCCUUCUAAAGUUACCAACUGAAGCUCCAGUAAGAGUUCUUAAGAAUCUAAGAAUCUGUGGAGAUUGCCAUUCUGCAAUCAUGUUCAUGUCAAUCGCAGUUGGUAGAGAGAUUGUUGUCAGAGAUGGUAAGCGGUUUCAUCAUUUCAAGGAUGGUCAGUGUUCUUGUGGGAAUUAUUGGUGAUGCUUGCAUCUCAUCCAGACCCUUGACUCUUAUUAUGCCAUUGCUGCUUUGCAUCCAAUGGAGUUUUUUCUUGGCUAAUCAAGUUCAAUUUAUUUUAACCCCUCGAAGAGCCUAAAUCUGGCAUAGCAUGGAUUUAGAUUUUGGACUUGUAUAUUUUGGACGAGGCCAAGGUCUAUCCAUGAAUUAAAAGAGUUUGAAAUAUAAGAAUUAUUUUACAUGCGAAAACAAGGUCGCAUGGAUUGACCUUCCCUAGACCUUCCACCAUGUUUCAACAAGAAGUAAAAGGACUAGCCACAAGCCACAGGAUAGCACUUGCAAGCGAACAUGACGCCUAGAACUUGAAGUCUUCAGUGCAUUGCUCUCUAGCACCACCAUUUCAUUCAGUGUAUUGGUCUUCUGCUGUUCUGCAUUGGUUUAGCAUUCAAUUAGCAUGGUGCUUAAAAUACUUGGCAGGCCAUCAACAGGCGUGGUGCCUUUCGUGUUGGUGGUUUAGGAUUUCACAAACUUAUUGCUCAAAAAUGAAGUGCUCUCUUUUCAAGUAUCAGUUGCCGUCUUGAAAUUGUGGAAACUCAUCUCGCCGAAGGCAACCUCGACUCUGCUUCACUUUGUCUUGGUUCAUAGAACCUCCAUUGACAGCGAAGUUAUGUUGAUGUUGCGGCAUUCACUCCCUCUGGCACUGCUAAACUUCUGCCUUGUUCU